AUGCUUGCCUUACGUUCCGUUCUUUCGCUUCUUCUUCUUCUCCUCCUGUCUGCUGCUCAGGCAUGGACAAAUGAAUGGGACGUGGUAAUUACACUGACAAAGACCAACACUCACACUGUCUGUCCUUGUGCGGAGUCAACGGAGACUGUUGACUGGCAAGAUUGGGUAUCGACGUGGUCAACAUUUACGCACCCUACGAUCCCUGCCACUCGUACAGACGGCCAUCUUACAUGGGGUGAUUGGGAGUCGAUCGGUGGCGCGGCUUCGGUGUCAUCGAAGCCUACCUCACAUUCGCGCACCACGAAAACGAGGACCAGGAGCCGUCCCCAGCCUCAUUCCUCAAAGACUCACAGCAGUUCUCGGACGUCGGCUUUGAACCAUGACCACAAGACGAGCAACUUCAUAAUCACGAUACCUCCUUCGACUCAUUCGACGUCCGCUCCGAGUACGAGCGAGAGCACAACCUUAAGCAGGCGUACGACCCUCGGGAAAGACCCUGCCUCAAGCACCAGUACGAGCUCGAGUAGCCCAAGUACUCAUACUACAUCGAACCCUCAUCCAAGCUUUAGCAGCUAUACAGCAUCAGCAACCACCGACCCUGCGAGUGCUCCUACCACAUCCAGCAUCUACAGCAGUUCAACAAGUCCUCAUACUACCUCUAGUGCUCGCAGCACGUCGACGACCACCCAUACGGCCUCAGCAAGCACCGAUCCUCUGCCGAUUAUUCGCACCGCCUCAACCAGCAGCCAUACCACAACGAGUGUUCAUACCUCCAGCACUGACACCACUUCAAGCACGACUUCGUCGGCUUCUCGCGUUGGCACUACUACAUCGUUGGAACCAUCUUCAUCGGCGCCAACGUCCACGUUGUCUUCCACCCUGUCAACCACUUCGAGUACUGGUACCAUAUCUUCUUCUCCUGGUACCCCCCCGACAUCUACGGCAGAUCCCCAGACUACCUCGUCUCCAAGCACCACCUCCACGUCAAGAUCCAUUCAGUCGACGACCUCGGAUCCUACCACGUCUACUUCUUCUGCGGGAACGACAACAUCCUCGGUCCCAUCUUCGACGAGUACGGCGACAAGCACGACUUCGACAACUUUAGAUGCGCUCAUAGCCACGUCCAGCUCCAGUACCAGCACUACCACCACGACAACGACAACGACAACGACAACUACAACCCAGAGUGCGUCGCCAACACCAAGUAUGAUCUGCGGCGUCAUCGGCACGAUAGGAGGCAUGGCUUCACUACCAGGUUACCUCCCUUACACUCUCGCCGAAUGUGCUGCGAAUUGUCAAUCGUAUCCCGAAGGGAUAUCUUAUUGUACCGCGUACAUGGUCUGGGAGGCGGCCGCGGUGUGCUACCAGUUCCACGGCUCGACGCUCACGGCUGCCAACGUGGUACCUGGGAAUAGCAAUUACAAGGUCUAUGAUCGGAACUGUCCGAUCGCGUCUUAG
This is a messenger RNA of Cladophialophora bantiana CBS 173.52, 1458 nucleotides long. RefSeq lists its product as uncharacterized. Bases 1 to 1458 code for a protein of 485 amino acids. Lineage: Eukaryota; Fungi; Ascomycota; Eurotiomycetes; Chaetothyriales; Herpotrichiellaceae. The record is from RefSeq and is a predicted model, not a curated record. The transcript is spliced from 2 exons.